Anolis carolinensis (green anole) is the source of this 5093-nucleotide messenger RNA. RefSeq names its product transmembrane channel like 6 (gene tmc6). NCBI's taxonomy places the organism in Eukaryota, Metazoa, Chordata, Lepidosauria, Squamata, Anolidae. Gene Ontology annotation, molecular function: mechanosensitive monoatomic ion channel activity. The transcript is spliced from 19 exons. The record is from RefSeq and is a predicted model, not a curated record. Gene Ontology annotation, cellular component: plasma membrane. The coding region runs from base 492 to 2951 and encodes 819 amino acids.
GGUGCGGUCUGGCGGCUGGAACUUGGAGGAAAAGUUUUCGGGCUCUUAGGUAGAAACGCUCCUGGAAGAGGAAGUCGCCAGGUGGGAGACAAAGGCUGGGGGAGAAAGGCGGACCGUCCCUCACUGGUGGGACUGGGACACGGGCCGUUUCCUGGACUUGUAUGUUUGCCCCCUGAGUGGAUCGCUGGUAUGACAGACUUUUGACCAUUCGGAGGGAAGUGACUAUAGCUUUGCAUUUCUGCAAAGGCUCAAAUGUUGCAAGCAGUCUCUGAGCCCUUCUUUGUCGACUAAGGGGGUGGAAAAUUGUAAGAGCAGACAUCCUGUCCUCAGCAUCGUAUAAACUUCUGAUGAUGCAGAAGCUCGGCAGCGGAAGCAGUUUCAUCUGAUGAUGAUGGGCUUGUUCUUUAACCUGCACUGAGACAUACCUUCAGAAAUCAAAAUAAGGAGGGAAGCAAAUUAGUAGUCACUAACUGUGAAGCAGAGACUUCAGGAUGUCCCACACGGUGACUUUCACAUUUCAUGCUCCUGAGAACAAUGAGGCUAAGAGCGAGGACACAAGUCCAUAUGAUGAAGGUGCCGUGCAUGAUUCCUUCCAUCAGCUCAUCCAGGAGCAGAGCCAGUUGGCUGAACAAGAGAUGGUGGAGAUGGAGGAUCUGGCUUCAAGGGGCAGAGAGAAUGUGGCUUACGUGGCUUCUUCUCCCCGACGGUCGGAGGCUGGGGAAUCGCCAGAGGAAACAGUGGAACAUCCCGAUUUCUCCUCCGCCACACUGAGGAUCCUUGCCAGCAUGCCGAGCAGAACCAUUGGCCGUAGCAGAGGAGCCAUCCUGUCCCAGUAUUAUAAUCGCACUGCCAGGUUGCGCCGUAGGAGCAGCCGUGUACCAUUGCAAAAAGUGUCCCGCUCUGCACGGCCCAGUGUUCGGCAGCUUGAUCUAGAGCUUGACUCUGGUCAGGAGGAGGAAGAAACCAAGCGUGCCUUAUUGGUGAAAGAACUUCGGAGCCUACCAGCAAAUCAGCGCAUUAACAUGCUGCAAGCAAUGCCUCUAAGUCUGACCGAAAAGCGCCGACUCAGGCACGAUUCAAGUGGCUACUCAGGGACCUUGCAAAAACCCAAGACGACUGCUCCUUUGUCACAGUGCAGCCGGCUUAAAUACCACAUCAUUAUAGGUUUCCGAAAUCUCUGGUACAGCCUGCUGUCCCUCCUUCACACUCUCCAGCCAUGGCAUUAUUCUCUCAAGCAGAUCAGUGGUCGCUUUGGAUCCAGCAUCCUUUCUUAUUUCCUGUUCGUCAAGACUUUGCUUACAUUUAAUUUUUUCUUGUUCCUGAUUCUGCUGGUCUUUGUAGUUGCCAUGCAGGCUGCUUACCCUCCUGCCACACACAACAGAGAAGCCUUUACAGGGCUCGAGCUCUUCACUGGAGCAGGAUACUUCACUCACACCCUGUUGUAUUACGGCUACUACAGUAAUUUCACACUGAAUGACCCCUGUGCUUCCAGCUCUAAUGUCACACAUUGCAGGCAGCCCAGUCAGGUCCAGCUGCCCUACAACAUGCCCCUGGCCUACUUAUUUGUCACUGGGGUCUCCUUUUUUGUGACAUGCAUUCUUCUGGUCUACAGUAUGUCUCGCUCCUUUGGGGAGAGUUACCGAGUGGGCAGUGCAUCAGGGGAGCUGGCUGUUAAGGUCUUCUGUGCCUGGGACUACAAGGUGAUCCAGAAACGCUCCGUCCUACUUCAGAGUGAAAACAUCUGCACUCAGCUGAAGGAGUGUCUGGCUGAACACUGGGCUAGAUCGAAUCCAUUAAACUUGUGUAAGAGACUGCAAAGGAUGGCCAUCCUGUUGAUAUGCUGGGCCGUAUCCCUGGGUGUUGUUCUGGGUUGUGCCAUUGGUGUUUACUACUUCUCAGAGUACAGCCACCAGGUUCACCAGGACAAGUUCUCAGCAAGUAACCGUGUUGGCAAAGAAGCCCUCCUGCUGUUCCUGCCAUUGCUGGUGUCUCUGAUAAACCUGUUGGUGCCAUAUAUGUACAACCUCCUGGCCGCUUGGGAGAAGCAGGAGUCUCCAGUCCUAGAGGUGUAUGUUGCUAUCUGCAGGAACUUAAUUCUUAAGAUGGUCAUUCUAGGCCUGCUCUGUUACCACUGGCUGAGUCGGGAAGUGACCUCUUCAAAGAUUCAGUGCUGGGAGACCUUUGUAGGGCAGGAGCUCUAUCGCUUGGUGGUGAUGGAUUUCAUUUUCACCCUCUUGGACACUUUCUUUGGAGAGCUGAUGUGGAGAGUGAUUUUAGAGAAGAAGCUGCAACGUAAACAGAGACCGGAGUUUGACAUUGCUAGAAAUGUGCUGGAAUUGAUUUAUGGACAAUCCCUGACCUGGCUGGGUGUCUUCUUUGCCCCACUCCUCCCUGCUGUUCAGAUCCUCAAGUUGCUGCUCUUGUUUUAUAUAAAGAAGGCCAGUUUGAUGAGAAAUUGCCAGUCUCCCAGUAAGCCCUGGCGUGCAUCCCACAUGAGUACCAUCUUCAUCACCUUGUUGUGCUUCCCUUCAUUCCUGGGUGCCUCCAUAUUCCUCUCCUACACUAUAUGGGCAGUAAAACCCUCAGAGAUGUGUGGACCCUUCCAAACUUUUGAGACCAUCUAUGAUUCUGGGAAGACAUGGGUAGUGGAUCUAGAGCAAUCUAGCCCAAACCUUACCUGGUUUACCUGGAUCCAUCAGCAUCUGAUCCAAAAUAGCUUCUUUUUGUUUUUAAUUUCUGGAAUUUUGCUAGCUGUGAUCUACCUCAACAUUCAAGUGGUGCAGGGUCAACGAAGAAUUAUCACCCUCCUGAAGGAGCAGAUUGCCAACGUGAGUGCCAAGUGCAAAGCAGGGCCAGUCUCUUACCAGAGAACAUCAAGCCCUUUAGCCUUGGGUUUUAUUGAAACAAAAAUAAAUGGCAGUACUCCAUCAAUUGUUUUUUUUUGUCAGUGAAUGCUGUGUCACAGUAAAAGUCACUGCUGUAGUAAAAUGAAAAGUACUCUGGAUAGGAACAACACUGUAACAAAGAUGCAGUUGGUGGCCCAAUUUUCAUUGACAGAUUAAAGACAUGCAUGCUAAGUGUCUACCCAUAAAGAUCUGCAGGUGCAGUGCACCUUUCAUAUUGGAUCUGUGCAAUAUUCAGAAUCUCUUGAUCCAAAUCUUUCAUUUCAUAGUAAGAAAAAGAAACAAACACAAUCUCUUGCACUGACUCAUAAGACAAGUGAUUGCAGAGCAGAUUAGUUUCAGACUUAUGGUACAUCCUUUUGGUCUUUCAAGAAUGUCACUUUUCUUUUACUUACCUUAAAUACCUCUAUUCCAGGAAGGAGAAGAUAAGAUGUUCCUCAUUGAGAAGCUUCAUACUAUAUAUGGGAAAUGAGAGAGCCAUGCAGCAGAAGAUAAGGUAUGUGCUUCAGAGCUCUACACGGAAGAGUUGCGUAAAAUGACUGCAGCUCAGAGAAGAGGAUGUGGAGAGUGCAUGGCUGUCUAGCAUAUACAUACAUUGCUGUAUGGUCAAAAAUAGCAGUCGGGACACCUAGGCCCUCCUGCUGUUGAUAAAGUACUACUCUCACCAGUCUUCACCCUUGGCCAUGCUGGGUGGUACUGAUAGGAACUAGAGUUUGACAACAUCUAUAAGACUUAUAGUCCCCCGGUCCUGGACAAAAGUCCUAGCACUGAAUCCAUGCAUCCUGUGUGUCUCUACCUGUGUUGAGCCUAACUGCUUCCAUGAGGAGCAUUUCAAUUAUGUUUGCAGCACCCGUUAUUUCUGUGCUUACUCCUUUUUUGAAAUGAAUAAAACACAAACAGGAGCUACAGAUGCCCCAAGGCAGUUCAGGGAGUAAUAGGGUUCUGCCUCUCUAGAGAAGGUAAGAGGCAAGCAGAACUCUCAGCUGGCUUCACAGGUGGAAGCAUGAGGACCUCUGCACAGACAUAUAGAAAAGAAAGUGAAAGCAGUUUAUUUAUGAAAAUCUCCUGCUAGAAAAUAUUCUUGAUGCAAGCUGUAUAACUGAGAGUAAAUUGAACAUGAUGCUGGCAGAUUGAAAUAACUGCUGGCAAAUUCACCUGGAAUUAGGUGGAGUGAGUUAAACAUUAUGGGCAAGCAAGUGGAUUGCUGGACUCUGGAUAUACAUCUCCUUUCCUAACAAACGAUCAUCUCUGUAUUUUUUCUCUUGGCAAGGCUCUUGAGACUGGAAGCAGCAUCAAAAGAGAGGUAGCUGUGAGAUGCAAGAACAAGUGGAAUAAUUCAGCAUUCCUGUUACUCCCGAGCUUCAUUUUAAAGCAUGGCCACCAGGUUCAAAGGAAUCUGGGCAGGGGAGACCACUUCACAAUAAGAAGAUUAUGCAUCAUUACAUCAUUUUUGCACCAGAAAUUGGAAAUCUUUAAUUCUGUCCCUGGAGCAGGGUAACAGGACAGUGGAUUUGCUCAUUCUGUUUAGAACACUCCAGGGACAAUGAAGGGAAUGAAGGAGGAGGGUGCUUUAUCCACAUACCUGGAAUGAGGAAUACAAAAGAAACGAUAAAACAGAGCUUUGGAAAAAAGUUAGGUUUUUGGCACAGGACAGUGAUGGGAACAAUUAUCUAGACAGCAAAGACCUUUGUGAUUAAAAACGACAGCUCAAAUAUUCCUAGCAUUUUUCGCUCAAAGGGUGAAUUCUCAUUCUGGACCUAAAAAGAUUAUAUGGAGAUGAAGAAUCUUGCUGGAACUGCUCUGGGAACAGGCCCAUGCUGCUGAAAACAUUGACCUCACUGGUUGGCCCUUGGGCAUCUUUGUUUUUAGAUUCUAGAGGACUCCUAUCUGCUUUCAGUCCGAGAACAACAGUUUCUAGCAUUUGAGAGCAAUUCCAGCUUUCAUGGACAGGCACGUGGACAUUUUCCUCGAACUGGAAUAAAUGAUCUUAGAACUGCUUGAAAAACAUGGAAGUGGAUUUGUUGUUUUUUUUAAAAGAGAAAAACCGAAUUGAUGGAAAUUGAUGGAAAUGGCCCAUGGGCUUCCUGUACUGGACUUAUGAAAACAUGGGAGUAUAAUGUGAGACUUACUUAAACUACUGUCAGGAAAAUCAUGAUUUAGUGUAAUUAAACUACUCUUUUUUUAAAAAAC